UCAAUACAAUAAUUAUACUGGAAAAAUUGGUGAUUUAUCCAAAAUUUAUCACGUGAAUGGCUUGUUGACAGUAGGUGAAAAUAUUGCAGAUUCAGUUGGAUUAAGUUUAGCUUUCGAAGCGUAUGAAAAAUUCGUACAACAUUCAAAAGACAAACGGUUACCUGGUUUAAUGUCACAAUUUUCAUCAAAACAAUUAUUCUUCAUAAGUUUUGCCAAAACAUUUUGUGAAAAAAUAACAACAGAAGCUCUUUUGGCAAGUAUAACAACAGAUCCACAUACAACAAAUGAAUUUCGUGUUAUUGGAGCAGUUUCAAAUUCAAAAGAAUUCGCAGAAGUUUUCAAUUGUAAUAAAAACUCUCAAAUGAACCCAAUUAACAAAUGCAUUUUAUGGUAAGACAAAGGGUCAUUUAUAAACCAAUAUAAAUACAGUACAUUUUUAAUGUUUUGAAUUUCCCUGAUUUUCCAAUAACUCCGAGUCAAUAAUAUUCCCUGAUAGUUUUAUAUUUUCCUAACUUGUGAUCACUUUUAGUUUUAAAAUUAAACUUUUAGAGCAAAAUUGGCUCUUUUUCUUGUCUUGAAGUUGCACCAGCAAUAUAUAUUUUUUUUAAAACUAUAACCUGCGGAGACAA
Molecule: messenger RNA, 629 nt
Organism: Chrysoperla carnea
Lineage: Eukaryota; Metazoa; Arthropoda; Insecta; Neuroptera; Chrysopidae
Product: endothelin-converting enzyme homolog
Exons: 3
Coding region: 170-394 (74 amino acids)
Biological process (GO): protein processing
Cellular component (GO): plasma membrane
Molecular function (GO): metalloendopeptidase activity
Source: RefSeq, a predicted model, not a curated record